Molecule: messenger RNA, 1361 nt
Organism: Trametes versicolor FP-101664 SS1
Lineage: Eukaryota; Fungi; Basidiomycota; Agaricomycetes; Polyporales; Polyporaceae
Exons: 3
Coding region: 513-1262 (249 amino acids)
Source: RefSeq, a predicted model, not a curated record
CGAUUCCAGUGCGCCUGCCCUUCGCUCGCAUCGCAUUGCUCCUGACCGCGUUUUCAUCUCUCUGGUGGUGCUGGAAUCUCGAUUUGCCUGUAACGAAUGGUCGCGGAGAAGAUUCCGCGAAAAUCGGAGCGGUCAACGAUCCUCGCCCGAUCUCGAUCGAACGCGAUCUCCUCUGAUCAAUCGCAAUCGAGAGCCGUCUGUUUCUUUCCUCCUCCGGGCAUUUCUUUCCCUCAAGUCGUCCUCCUCGAUUUGUUCUGGUCUCUGAGCUCGGCCAGUACCAACAGUACAAGCAUCACGUCGCGAUGACAAGCCAGAAAAAGGACUACAUGACAGUCUCCGCCGUUCUACGGCGGUGCCACCAAUGCGGGAAACCACAGGACGCAGCGAUCAAGAUGAUGCGCUGCUCAAGAUGCGCAUCGGUGGUAUACUGCAGCAAGGAGUGCCAGAAAGGAGCUUGGCCUAUACACAAGUCUUCAUGCCGCCCAGUAGACGAGACCAAUCCGGAGCGCAUCAUGAAAAACGUAGAGGUUAUUCUGUACGGCUUCAGGACUGCGGACGAGUUCUCGCAAGCACUCCGUGACUUCAUCGAGGCGCACACCUGGGCCUUUCAGUCCUACGCGAAGGCGCACAUCCUCAUGGAAGGCGGCGCAGACUACAUCCACAAGCCACCAAAGCUCAUGGAGGUCCAGCUACGCUGCCUCUGCACACCCGGUGGCGCACGGAACCCCGCGCGGACUUUCAGCUUCCUCGGGCACCGCUGGCGCACAGUCGCAGAAUACACGAGCAAACCGAUCGGCGCGCGUAACUGGGCGCGGUCCGCGACGAUGCGCGAGGCGGCGCACCAGUACAACAGCGGAGACCCGCGCUUCGUGGGCAUGCUUCCGGUGCUCUUCGCCGUCGAGGACAUCAGCUCGUGGCAGACGUUCCUCUACCCCCAGUACCGCCCGUACGCUGCGUCCUUGAAGGGCCCCAGCGAGGCGACGUUCAAGGGCCUGAUGGGGGACGUGAUUGCGCUGUGCGCGAGCAGCAUCGAGCACGGGCUUGCGCUGCGCUGCGCGGACGGGCAGGAGUCGAUUGCUGCGCUGCCGGGGCGAUUCGUCCGCGCGAACAAGCUGUGGACCUGGGAGCCGCUUUUUACAGACUGGGAUCGGUAUCUGGCGGGGCCGCGCGGGAUCGAAGGCGUGGACGCGCUGCUCAAUCUCGUCCGAAAUCCCCACGUCACGGUGCCACAACUUUUGCAAACUAUCCGCGUAAUAUCCUAGCUCUAUGUCGAAUUAGGAAUGACACACGAGUAGCUCAUGUAGACUGUAUAUGAGCGAUCCCCGGCCGCGACAUAGAACUCGACGAAAAACACCCUAUCC